Messenger RNA from Porites evermanni, 810 nucleotides. The record is from the annotation of a GenBank genome assembly. Lineage: Eukaryota; Metazoa; Cnidaria; Anthozoa; Scleractinia; Poritidae.
AUGAAAAUGUUUUCUGUGUACUACCCCAACCACCAAUUUCACCCCUGGGCAUUCGGAUCACAACCUUGCGAGGAUUUCUUUGCAAAAUUGCGCUGGUUUUGCAGAGGAAAGCCAAACCUUACACUGCUGGACAUGAUCGACCUUUCCAGUAGAGUUCAAAAGUUAGAAAAACUUAAAUCGCGCAGUGUCAAUCCAGACAUUCAACCACCGAACUGGCCUCAGGACAUUGACGUGGAACUCAAAGAAGGAAUGAUGAUGGCAGAGAGAGAGGUUCUAAAAACACUGCAACUGAUAGGAAUGCUACCAGCUUUGGUAAAGGGUAACAUCCUUAAAGAAGAUGGUGACGACAUAAUUUGCCUUAAUACACCAGGCUUAGGAACCUUUGCAGUAUGGGAAUCUCCUGAUGAGAACAAUGUAACUGCCAGCGACGAGCUCCUUGACUUGGAGAGCGAAGUACUUCUAACAGCAAUCGAAGAACAUUGUACUUCUUCCUCCAAUGCCUUAAUUGAUUUGGCUGCAGCAACUUGUUUACAUCAGUCUGAACAGGUAGAGUCAGAAGAGGAAGAUGAAGAUAGCCCUACUCAUUGCGCAUUGUACAAGGAAAAGAAAUGCAAGUAUAAUAAUUCAACAUUCAAACCUCCAAAAAAAACAUUCUGGUUAGGUUGCAAUUAUCCUUGUUGUAAUGCAUGGUAUCACGAACAGUGCCUAUCCCUUCAGUUCACAGGGAGUAUGAGGGUCAAUUCUAUCACAUUGCCGAAUUUCUGUCCUUACAGGAGGGCAAAGUAUACCGUCCAGCCACUUCACGAUUAG